AUGUUGGCAAACAUCCUGGACCAAGUCAUCAAGACGUAUGGCAAGGAAUUCCUCGGGGACUGGGACCCAAUUAACAACUUUAGAAUUGACUCGCUGACGGAUCCAGAGAUACACCUGACGAAUAUUCCGUUCCCGCAGCAGCUGUUCGAGCUUGCUGAAAUUCCGUUCGCUGUGGACUACUCCAAUAUAGCAAAAGUCCGAGCAAAGUUUUCUUGGCAGACAUUUUUCGGAACGCCGGGUGCAUAUCCUUUUGCCAUUGAGGCAGAAGACUUAGAAAUAAGAAUCCGGCUGCUGUAUCCCAGCGAGUGGAGCAGUGAAUUCUGGCGCAAUAAGAUUCUGAAGGCUAAGUUGAAGCGGACUGCUUUAUGGGAGAAGUUUGCCUCUUUGUUAGGGUCUGCGCAAGGUGACAGAUCGUCUGUUGCACAGACCAUCGAGCCAAGGAUUGUCAAUUCCUUGACAAUUCGAGUCCGAAACAUUCAUUUACAUAUUGUUGAUGAUAACCUGGGAGCAACGCCUUGGGCAUUUGAGUGCCAUGUUGAUGAGUUUUGCAUCGAUUCGCCGAGACGGGGAGAUCCCCGUAUCUCUGAAAUUGAGGCCACAGGCCUGGAGCAGUGUCUCCUGAUGGGCCUUUGGAUGCGGUUUGUAGGAAUGCAUAUUUGGUUCAGGGAAUUCCCAAGGCCUCAGCUCAAAGGCAAAGCCGGCGUAACCGUUAACAUUGAUAAAGCACGGGAGCUACGUCGCCGUCUUCGGCGCAACCCCAAGGAUGAGGAAGCUCAGCAGCUGCUCUCAGAGCUAUUGCAAAGGGACGCAAUUUCAGCAGUUGAUGGUUCGUCAUGUGGUGGAUCGGCAGGGGAAGCAGAUGCUACAUCAGCUGCUUCUGCAAGCAUGGCUGCAGAGACUGGGAAGAGUUCUUCCAAUCUCCUCCCGGAGUUGCAACGUCUUAGCAGACAAGGAACGGCGUCUUUGGCAGGAGUUGACCCUGGGACCCUCACAAACAUGUUAAGCAAGGAGAUACAGGAAACCCUGAAUAUUGAAGACCGAAACGUCUCUCUAUCACUUGCGUCUAGAGUUCUUCGGUGGGGAUGGUGGUCUGGAAAGGAGGCUUCCCCACACGGUCAACGUAUUGACGACUUGCCACUAACUCCUAUUAGUGCUGAAACCCUUCUAAAUUCAAACGAACACGCCGAAGAUCACAGUGGACGUGAAGCUAUUGCCGUGUCGCACCCAAUUUCGCCAUCUAGCGCAAUACCAGUAUUGGGCAACGCGGCUGCAGCUGCUACCACCGCUGCUGCGUCGGCUGAAGCUGCGGCUGAUGCAGCCGCCAAGGCAAAGGCAGUUGCGGCAGAGACGCUUCGCAGUAAAGGAGAAGAUAGCGAGUCCAACGUGAGCAGCAACACCAGGUCGGAAUCAGAUGCAGAGCUCCUAAGCGGCGUGAGGGCUGCCCGCGCAUUUAAAGUUGUCCCGUCGCAAAUAAAAGAUCUACUCGACGACAAUACUCAUGCACUGCGCAUCACCCCAAAGAAAGGAAUCGAAAUGCACAUCCUAUUCAAGAAAUGGGAGUUGCGAGCUCUGGGAUCGAACCUCGCUGUGAAUAAGCAAAGUUGGAAGACUGUUGAAAUGUCUUUUCUUCACCACGAUCCAAGCCUCUAUUCUCCCCUCCCAGGGACAGCCAGCCCGGCAGGGCAGCAACAGUCCCAGAAGGGAGAAUCUAUUAAAAGACAGGAGCCCCCUCCUCCGUUGUUUGACGGCAGUGUGGAACACAAGCCUCUGCAGUUAACGUUUACCUCGGCUGCCGUGACUUCACUCUUCAACUUCGUGAAGCUUAUGGAUGUGUGGUUCAUAUUCCUGAAGGGCGCAGGAAGACCGACAAGGCUUGUUGCGAGGGAGGAGGAGUGCGCGGCGUACGUGGAGAUGUGGAAGAGGAGGCUGACUGCUAAGGCGGAAAUGCGUGAUGUUGUCGAUCGAUUCAUUUCAGACUUUGAGCAUAGCAGCCCCCUAUACUUAAUCGUAAAGCUACGACAGUUGGCAGAAGAUAACCUGACUUGGCGAGACGGUGUAAGCGCUGCGGUGUUGCAAAAGCAAAUCUUCGGCCGCUUCACUGAGACGUGUUGUCGGCCUGAAAGGCUGGGAAGCAUGCAGUGGGCGACAGGGGAGACUGCAGAGACAAGCACAGAUGGCUUAAACGGGGGCGAUGCAGAGUUCACUGACAAGGAGCGGCUUCUCUAUGAAGAUAUUGCAUGCACUGUCGAUGAAGCAUCAGGUGACGAACGCGGGGGCUUUGGUGGCAAACGGUGGUUUUACAUUGACGGAAUCGUGGCUGUGCUGGCACCAAAUUUGUGCAUUUGCUUGCUGCCGCUUAUUCAACCGGGCAUGCACGUAGCCGUGCCUACACACUUGCAGCAGCAGAAGGGGAGUAAACUUAGGCCGACUAUGAGCAGAUUAGGGACGCUGGGCUUGCUGGAGAGACUAGAGGCGCAGAAGAGCUUGGAGCGUGACGCGGCUGCGCCAUGUAGUGACAUGUUGCCAUCCACAACUUUGAUGUUCCGCAUUUGCGCGGACUUCAAGUUUCGUCAGGAAAAAAGGAAUGACUUUUUCAAAUGCAACGAUAUAUUUAUUGAUUCUGUUUUUGUCGAAAAAUGUUUCGCCUCUCUAAAGGCAACGCCAUGCGAAGAAGCAAUCUUGCUGCGCGCCCGUCACAAUCCUGAGCUACAGACGCCAUUCCCUAGUCUACUCGUUUCAGUUACCCCACUAGGUGAGAUGGGCUGCACUACUUGUGUGUACUUGCCGGCUGAUCCGCCAUCGCGCAUUGGUUGGGGGAUUGGCCCCGCACGCUCUCCCUUGAGGGGCCGUGGAGCGGAACCUCCAGUUACAGCCUUUCAAACAGAUGAGGCCUACAAGAAGUGUGUGACAAGGAAAAGCGAUGCCCCAAAGCCUGCGCUACAUUCGGCAAGAACCAGAGGCAAGAGCCAUGCUGGUGGUAGACCCGUUGUACUAAUUGAUAGUAACACUGACUCCGAAGACGGGAAGCGGAAUAACUCUACUCCUAGCCAACAGUCUCUUACUCAGAGGAUCCGUCCCUCUCGGGUCUAUUCGAACAUCCAUUCUUUUUUUGACAGAGCUAGACAUCUUGCAGAUAUUGUUAAGAAGAUUCCAAAACCGGCACGCGCCAAGAGUCGAAGUGGUCCGAAGAGACGCUGCUCCAUUGGAGGUGACAAAAACCGGACGCUUCUAAUUAGCAUCAGCAGCAAGACAGUUUGGGAUGAGGAGCUCGGAGGUCCUCUUGAAAAGAAAAAAACAUGGAUUAAUAUUCCGGAAAUUUCAAUAUCCGCCCCUGAACUUAUUCCAUUUGCGGAGGCCAUCCCGAUGAAUUUUGUCACCUGGGAUCUCUUUAGGGAAAUCGAUUGUCUUCUUCCUGCUACAACGGAAGAUGCCAUGGGUUUGGCACUUGGAUACUGCACGAACAUUGAUAACACUCUGAGGCUCACUGCUCAAAAGGCCACAGUGGUCUACCGUUUGUCAUCCCUUGACUAUUCACGCGUUCUAUCUCACUUGAGAAGAGAUGCCUUGGCUGAGGCGCAGGAGCUGCACCAACAGGCUGAAGCUGAAGCAGCAGCGAAAGCGGCAGCCCAAGCAGCAGCUGCAAAUACGGGUCGCUUCGGAAGUAACCCUUGGGAGGGCAGAGCGGCCGUAAGCGACAGUGAAACACCUAGCCGGAGCAGUUCGUCCAACAGCAGCAUCGUUAAAGGACGCUGGGGCCAAAGGGGUUGGGCAGAGCGAACAGCAGCAGCGACAGCAACAGGAAGGCCUCUUGCCUUUAUUGGUGAACGUCCGAUGGAUGCAAGGCGAGAUUUUGAGGCUCAGAAGCGUCUGAAUUCGAGGAACUCCUCAUCUAAUCAGUCAGUCACUGACCCUCAUUCAGAGGCUCUUUCGUUUUCUGAUUCAUUUCUCACACCGUCUCCUAGUGAAGCCGGCCUGCAGGCUGGCGAUUGUGGCUCCUCGCGUCUGAAGCAAGCUCUGCCCAGCUCUCACAUCGACGCUUCAGAGAGCAGUGAUGAGGAUUCUGAUGAGGGGGCGUGCUUUGAGAACUGCGCGUUGGGCUCUGCACGUUAUAUGGGAUCACGGGAGGCGUUAUUGGCUGACAUGGACUAUGAGCCAGUGGAGGCUCAUGGUUUUACCUCCUCCUGCUGCGGUUUGAAGGGCUGUGUCAGCACCUUCAGGCUGACGCAAACGACUCUUAAACGGAGGGGUUCAGUUGCGUCGCUCUCAUUAAAUAUUUCGGUCGAGGCUGCGGAGGCGUCAGUGAUGGCUCAACCUCCGAGCCCCACGGGCACACUGUGCGCUACCACAGACUGCACAGUUCUUUCAGUUAGCGGCGUCAAAGUUGGGAUGACCAAGUGCCCUCGGCAAACUGUGGACGUCUGCGUCGGGCAUAUAAGCGUGGGUCUCUGUAAACAGCUUGUCUCGCUAGCUGCUUGUAGGCGCUUCCUCAUGCCCACCGCCUAUCCCUACAGUGACGUGCUGAGAGAUACGAAGCCACUGACUGCAAAAUUCGCCCAGAUUAAUUCUCUCCAGCGUAAAGUGUUGAUGCCAAAGCUUUCAAAGAAUGGGUCUUCAGAGCAGCAGACACAGCAACCGAAGCGAGACACCACACCCCCUGAACAACAGGCCGCUCAGGAUACAAGCGCCGACGGAGAUACAGGGAACACACAACGAAAUGGAGCUUCAGCAUCACCAGCGGCUGCUGAUAUUAUGGAUGCCGAUGGGACUAAGCUAUUUUCAUUGUCACCCGCAAAUAAAGACACGUCUAGCGUUAGAGGUCAGGGGCUCCGCAUAGCAGAGGAGAAACGCCUUGAGGAUUUCUUGCCUCUACCAACGAGCGGACCAUGGUCUGCAUGUGAUGGGAGUCGUCUCAGCUGGUUCUUCAAUGACGAGGAGACAUCUCAGAAGUUCACCAGCGACAUUUCGCCUCUCAAAUUUCUUGGGCCUGGGCAAGAAAACAGUGAGUCUUACCAGCGAUGGCGACUCGCUAGACGCCUCAGAGCAAGGGGUCGGGAAAUACCGUCUGAUCUUCUUCGGGAAAAUUUUGAGGGCGCUAACUCCAAUAGUUCUCCUGAAGGCGCUGCUGAAGCGGCGGUAGAUGUAGCUGACGCAGGUCAAAAGUCAAUGCAGGUUUCCGCAAAAGUUGGCUGUCUCUGUGUUGGCCUUUACACCCAGCAACAGUACCUUGCGGUGCUCUUGCGGGUAUAUGGAGCGCGUGUGUACUUGAGGAGAAAACGGAAGGAUGUACGUUUGAAGGCCAAAGUUGGGGAGUUUUUUGUCGAACACUCCAAGGCGCGAGAUACCCAAAGGCGCAGCAUCGUGCUCUGUAAGAAGGUCGUUCAUGUCGGGGCCCAGUGCAGUCGCUUCUGCCCCUCACCCGAAACUGCUGUUCCUUCUUCGCCAGCUCCGCGGUCAGAAGAAAGCGACCCAGCUGCUCUUAUCCGAUCUGAGAUGGAGCAAUGGUCAGGCGACAGCCGACGCACCAGCAGGGAAGCUUCCCCGCAGGCCCACAUGAGAGAGUCCAUGUGGGGACCUCUGAAGCUUCCAACUCCGACAGACCCCGCUGAGGACAGACAACGCAGUGAUUUGGGCGGGUUUCACCGAGGAAGCGAGAAAGGCAGACGCUCGGGGGAGAAAAGGAGUGACACGAAUAGGGGGUUUGGAAAUUCGUCGAGCCCUCCAGGGACAUCAAAUCCAUCAGAUGACGGACAUUCUCUUCGACCAUUACGUCACUCUCUGCAGCAGCAUCCGAAGCACAAGGCUGAACAAGAGCCGCCAGCGCGGCCUGCUUCAGCAAGAAGGAGGGACGAAGAGGCAGCUUCCGGCAGUGAGGCGUUGUUACAUGGAGAACAAAUCCACGCAGCAAGAUUUCCUGAAACUUCGACGAAGAUAUGCAGAUUCGCUUCAUAUUCUGAGCAGGAACAAAGCUCUGGGUAUACCGAUAGCUCAGACCAAGCAGAUAUGCUUCUAGGAAGCCAGGCUGCAGACUUUUUAGAGGAGACAGAAGAGGAGCAAGGCGCACCUUUAGUAACUGUCUCUCAUGGCAUUCACGGCCGCGCCCGCUCUGGGCUAUCGCUGGGUCACGUAAGUCUUGGAGAUCAUGCAAAGUCGCAGGAUAAGUCAAGUACACCAGAAAGCCUGCGGCAGCUUAGGACGCGAGCGGCCGGAGCAGUGCAGCGCAUGCAUCAGCAUCAACACCGAGGCCUGCCGUGGCACUGGAAGGCUGGUGCUGCUGAUAACAGUCAAAUGGAAGAAGGAAGUAAUGCUUCUCAGGGCCACCUGACUCCUCAAAGCUCUUUUGAUGAGUCUGAGAGGGGAUACGGAAGAUCUGCUACCGCAGGAGAUGAGACGGCGUGGCUCCCAGAUGUAGUUGGGGACUGGACGUUGAGAGAUGAGGUUGAUGCAGAUGUAAGCAGCCGAACUGGUGAACAUCAGACCACAAUCGGGCAUGAUUGCAGCUUCGGGAUUCCAGGGGCCCCUGUCAACCUGCUGCUAUUUGAAGAUAGUGGUAUUAGCAAGAGGGGUAGGGCCAAAGGCAGAGAGGGAGGCCACCAAGCCACAUUGGGAAAAGGAGGCAGCACUAAAAGAAUCGACCAGAUGUCGCUGUCUGCCCGUCUUCAACCGGAACUGAAAAGCACAGAAGCACAGCUUUGUCUGCAGUCUAUUCAUGCGUUCCCCACUGCAAAUCUUCUCUGUUGCCUUACCGAUUCGGCGUUAUGCUUAAAAAGCCUGUGGAACGAGGAGACUAUCCGUGCACAGUGUCUGAUUGCGUGCUUGCUCGGAGAUGUAAGGUCCCAGAAGGCGGCACAGACAGCGGGUCUUAACCUUCAGGCCUAUGCAGAUCCCGAAGGCAAGAAGCAACCGAAGAGACAGUUCACGCUUAGCCGUCGUCUUCCUCAGCAACAGCGGACUGACACUUUCAGCAGCAGGGGCUAUGAAGACAGCAGCGACACAAGCUUCGUUGGGCCUGCUGGUAGCUCAUCACGAGGUAACCGAAAGCUUCGCAAGCUUGCAAGGACAACAUUUAGCAGGCGAGGUGGCCCUGAAGGCUUUUCUGACGGCGAAGAGAGCAUUGGCGCUGGCUCUACGACAUAUGAAGGCCAUCGGAAGGCAGGCCGUAACGCUGCGGGAAGCAGAAGGCGCAAACGGACAAACAUGCAUUCCACAAAGGACAAGUGCCGCACUGUAGAGGUGUCGCCCACACGCAACCACGUGGAAAGUGCCAGCUGGUCUGGACCCACUGCCUCCACUGGUUGCCGCAAUGACGCAAUUCCGGACAGCACUGAUUCUGUUCAGCAGCAGCAGCAGCAGCAAAAGGAGCAACAGCAGACGUGCUCAUCAGCUGCAGACGCUCCUGCGAAUUCAGCAGCUGAACGAAAAGCUUGUCAGCCACAUUCUGGUGUCUCGGUGUCUCUAGAGCUUGUGCUAGAAGACGUCACUUGCAAUUUGCUCACAGAUGAUGCUCUUGGUACACCACUAGCGGAGGACACUGAGAGUGCUGAAACCCACGGCACUGGUGAAGGCCUUGACAUAGAAGGCACAGCGCAUCCCACGUUUGUUGGCUCGCAGGAGCAGCAUGGGAAAGCUCCAUCCUUCAGGAGCAGACGGAGACAUGGCCAGAUAGCCCCCAGCAGCAACACUAGCAAGCACAGCAGCUCGAGCUGCAAUAGGGAUAUGAGUAGCAUCGACAGCACAGCAUCCACCGAAAAUAUGGCGGGAGGGGAUGCUGGAAUCGCCUUUCCUCCUUAUCCAGUGUUGUUUUCUCCUGACGCUUGUGUCCCACGUGGCCUAGACUUGACGGGCGAUGGACUGCGUUCCGACACGCUUCUGCGAAGGGCUGUUGUGGCUGAUGCAGCAGCUCUAGGAGUGCGGCUCGAGGCUGUUCUACGGGUGACCUACACGAGCGUGGCCACAGGCAGCAGCUACGCUAGAAAGCGCGAAGAGCUGAAGGAUACACUUCGCAUUGGUUUAUGGCGACUUGAGGCUACACUCAUAAGAAAUUGCACGUGGAUGCUCGCCAGUGUGGUUUUAUUCGACGUAAACAUCGGAGCCGAAUGCCUUCGUUUACUCCCACCCAGAAAAAAGAAAAAUGCAACAGGGGCUACAAGGAGUGCAGGGAAGGCUACUGUGUCUUCUAGGACCGGCGUUACAGAAGCAGAGGGGGCACGCUGGCGCCCGCCUAACUUGAACGCAGUGGCAGAGGGAGACACCGAGAGUGACGAAGACACGCCGCUGGCGUUGCAACAUGCCCUGUGGGUUGCUGAAGGUAGGGGCGACCACCGCACUGGCGAAUUCCCUCCCAAGCGGAACAACAAGUCUCUCCUCCCAAGCCCCUGGAGUACACGAGCCGCUAACAGCAGUUUACCAGAGGGCUACGUGAGUGCAGAAGGGUCUAUGCCUGGAUCCCGGCAUCUUAGAAAAGUUAGGGGAGCUUGCGAUGCACUUGAUGAAAGAAUGGCCAGCAGCGGCCCCAUUCGCAGGACAGCAAGACGCGCAGACAGUUCUGCUGAUGCAGAAGUCUUAAAGAGGCGUUUUUCCACCAGUGUUCCCCGGCGCCUCCCGAGCAGUGGAAGCUCGUCGCUGUUCCGGUGGGUUUUUGGAUCACGGAAUGCACACAACACUAUUGGCGCUGGUUCGAGCCCGUUAGGCUGCAGCCCCAACGCCUGCACCCAUCUGCGCCCAGCGCCAGAUUGGAGGGGUGGGGCGUUUGCCGAUCUAGACAGCUACGGAGACCGCCGUGACAUCGCAGCUGAGCCCAAGAAUUACACAGACGGGGAAAUGUACUUUCCAGGAAUCCAGCUGGACGGGGGAGUCCACCCCAAGCAGCGCCCUGGGGAGGCCAACGCUCCACAAACAAAGAUGUCGCCUUCUCGCUGGGUGGGCACCGCCGGAGGAUGGACUCGUAAUUUACUGAAGACUCGACGUAGCAUCUCGACGCUCAACAGUGGCGAGACUGCGAGACCGUCGUCCGGCUCCCCCCCAAAGGAUCGGGGAACAAAGAGAGACUAUCCCUUUGGAGGUGGAAUGGCGGCGAACACCAGUGCGCUUCAGUCUCCUGCUGCAAGGCAACUUAACAGGCGUGCAAGUGGGAGGCCUCUGUUUAGGACAAAUCUACAGCCUGACAGCAGUUUUCCGAAUAUGCAAACCAUGCGAGCCUUGAGUGCAAUGCCUAGCGUGGGAAUGGUGGGACGCACGCAUAUCUUUCCCAAAGAUCAGCAGCAUUUGGGGCUAGGUAGCUUACCAGAUGCCCGGACGCGAGAGCCGGUAGAUCCUUCAGUAGCAAGAAAUGCCUUCGGAAAGAGACGGGGCCGCCGGUUGGGGGAUACUGCAGAUAUUUUCCAGAAGGAUUCAGAAGAGGAGCGAGAGCUUUUUACUUGCACGGCUGUUGACUUGGAGAUUAAGCGCGUGGCCAUAUGGAGCGCUGUGUAUCUUCAAGACAACAAGGCCGCAGCAAAUCCCUGUAGAGCUUUGGCUGCUGCGGCAGCUCUCGCCCUCGAGCGAUCGAGGAGGCCUACAGAGGCAAACCUAAGGGAUGGUAGAACGGCGCAGAGAGGAUCAGCAUUGGUAGCAGCCGACACAGAUCCCAGAGAUGGUGACAGCACAGUAGGCGGAAGCGUCAGAAAUCAUCCACUGCCAUCUCACCGCAUGCGGGUUUCCAGAGCUUUGAGGAAACUUUCCCCAAGAGGGACUCAGUGGCACGCCGCUGAAGGGUUUCGGGGUCUCUGCAGCCCUCCAGGAGAGACAGGAAGACGGUCGAUCUCAAAUGCUCGGGAUGGAGACCGCAGUAAUCGAUCACGUGAGCAGAGUCGCCUCAGCAAGGCAGCUCAGGAAGUACAACACCUUACGCCUCUGCUGCAGGAGAUAUGGGCAGAAGACUGGCUUUCCGUUUCUCUGCCUUCUCCUCCACCAUUUGCCGGGUACUUUCGAGCGCAAGAAGGACGGGUGCUGCUGCUGCCCGUUCUCGUGCGUGCAUCAACUAAGAAUGAGAGAGGCUUGCUGCAGCGGCGGCGCGAGGAGGCCCAGAAUGCUGUGAAAUCUGAGGCACUUUCCCGCAAGAAAGUUCGCUCGCCAGGGGAUCACCACGAAGGUCCUUUGAACUCCGCGGGUGUUUCGGCAAGGACAGUGCAUGUUCUGCAUGCACCCACGACAGCAGCCGCUGCAGCAGCUCUUGCAGGUGCUGUUUUCAACGCAGUGCCUCGGGAGGAAGAGAAGAGGAAAAAAGGAGCGGCGGCGGAGAGGCUACAGGGUGCCAACAGCAUCUCGCCUCACAUUUCUUUGAUGUACAGACUGAUAGACAAGUCCAGCAAUCCCCACACCGCCCCAUCUGUGAACGCCAACAGCGCAGUUCCCGAUAGUCGUCCACCUGACACGAAGAUAGUUUGCAGGGGAGACAUAUUCCCCACAUUUUGCGCCUGCACUCCCUUUCUUGUCCAUGUAUUCAUCCAGCUUUUUGGGCCAGAUGGUGAGAUGACUGCGGUGGUUUCGCGGCUCUCGGUGGGCCUUCAGGCCAUCCGACAAGGCAUGCAGCAGCAGCAAACCACAGCAGCAGAAGCUGCUCGAGCUGCUGUGCAGUGCCUGCCGAGUUUAGCAAACUACUCGGAGUUUGCUGGAGCAGCUCGUGCUUCGUCUCUGAGCUCAAAGGAAGAACCCCGAGCAGCGCAACAGCAAGAACAACAGCCUUCAAAGGCGGCGAGCGACAAUCGUUCUGCCUCCGCCCUUUCUGACAAGGGAAAUUCAAAUGAGUUGGAAGCAAAAGACUCAGAAAAUACAGAUGAGAGAGCUCUGUAUGUCGACAGACGGCUGUGGGGGCCGCUCCCAGGAUCGUUGCUACAACUAGGGUUCACCUUGCGUUCUGCGCUGGAGCAUCUCACUCACGAUUCUUUUGCAUCUCUGUGUAUCCACUCACUUCAGUUGACGCUGCCUUCUCCUUGUCAAAUUCUUAACCUCCCUGCUGUCCCCGCAACCAGCCGUCUGCUGCCAGUCACUGCUUUCCGCCAGACAUUGACGGCAGACGCAACAUAUUUUCUGUGCUGCCUUGCGGCAGCCCCGUCGUCUCCCUGCGUUGCCGUUGACCUUGUACUGACUAUAAAGGGCUUGCACACUAAAGCCGCCUCUUCCGCCGACCAGCUGCACCAGCAACGAUGGCAUGCUGCUAUUGGUGGUGCGCUGGGCCCUGCUAACUCUGGCCCCCGCACGGGCUUCUCUCCGCUUGAUUCGCGAGGCUCCCGACGCUACUCUUUUUCUCAGCUGCAGCAGCCAUAUAAUCAGAAUCUCUUUUCUUCGGCAGUUGCGGCGGCAGCGGCUUCGGCAUCGGCAACUCCUUUACAAGGCCUGACAUCAGCUGGUCUGCAAUCAGAAUCAGCACUGGGUUCAAUCAAAGUCGCAGCACCUCUUUUGAGGAUAGAACUCCUCAAGAGGCCUCGCAUACCUGACGAGGCAACCUCCUCUGCACAGGAGAUUGCGCAUGGCACUUCCCCGCGCAUUUCACUGUCUACUGUCUUCUCUUCACCAGCGAAAGGUCCUGCAUCAGGCUCAGCAAAAGACAAAAAGCGUGUUUCCACGCUACAACAAGCCAGGCAGUCCAGCUGUGUGUUAGAGGUGCUGCUAAAGGAUCUAGAAGCAUCAUUUGUUUCCGAGCAGCAGGUCUUCGAUCGUUUUUCUCAGCAUCAGCGCCUUGUAGGCGGUUGGGCGGGAGGCCGUAGAGGCUUGGGCUCGACGACUUUUGGAAGUCCGACAGAUGAUGCUAACGUGCCUAGGUCACCACGAUGCGCUGGAACGACAUCGGGCUCAUGUGUUGAACCAUUUCGCAUGAUUUUAUCAUUGAGGGACUGCAUUAUUAGGGGGGAAGAUGGAAGUCGACUGUUCCAGAAUGCCUCCGUAAUCCCCAAAUUAUUUUCAGGGGACUUCAGCUCGAGCGCUCAACCGACGGGAAGUCUACAGUCGCCACAGAGUCCUUACACAGCAGCUGCAGGUCCCUCUCCGUCGGCUGCUGGUAAUACAACUCCAACGAGCGCUCAGGGAGGUGGAGCGACUGGUGUAACAGCUGGCCGCAGGCACCAGCACAGAACUCGUCUAUCUGUCCGGCAGGCGCUGAUGUUGGACAUGCCUCUGCAGGACCCUCUGUUGCAGUGGCUUGUCUGGGUGUCGGACGAAAUGAUAUAUGCAUCAGCUGAAGUAGCACAACUGAGAGUACAACUGCGCGCGUUGCAGGCAUCCACUGUGUAUUCCUGGGGCAUUGGUUUGUAUGGAGCCUUACAGCAGCUCAAGCAUUUCCGACUGCAGUUUCCUGCUCUGAGCUUUGGCUGUUGCUUCUCGACAGCCUCGUGGAUGAUACCCGUUGGAGUGCAUGCGCAGCAACUUUUGAGGGUCUCACAGCUGCAGUCAAGGGGACCUUCCCCCUGCGUACCGGAGCGCCAACACAAGCAGCAUGUGGAAGAGGCAGAAGAGCAGGCAAUUCGCAGGUGUCUGCUGCUGCAGAGAAGGGGGCUUGGUAUUUUGUCUCUCCUUUAUCCUGGACUACCGCCUCCUGCCCUGGCUCCCGACAAGUGGCAUGGGUAUCUUCCCCUACAGCUGCCUGAGAUGGCGGCAUCCAUGUCAAUUCAGCAGGUACUACAAGUGCUUGAGGCGGACAUUGCAGCGAGAGAAGCAGCAGCAGCGGCCAGCACAAUAGCCCAGUCAGCAAUAACGCCAUCACCGUGGAGAUUGCAGACAGCGGACCUUUUUCAGCACCAUUCUGAUUUGCAAGCCAGUCCUUCGCAGCAACCGGGUCGGAGCCAUCCUGCUUAUGGCCGCAGCCUGACGGCAAGCUUAGAACCCUACGCGGGCUACCAUGGGGCUGCCUCAGCUGAAAUGCCAUCUAUGAGGAUGCCAUUUGGAAAGAGUUCGCUUUUGGGGGACUUCAGAGGUCCUGUGAGGAGGGGGAACUUGCCGACGUCGCAGGCACAGCGCCGUCCAUCUGCGAGUGAUGCCCCGUCUUCCUCCUCUCCAGACGGCGUCCGAAAUUCUCCCGAUGAUGCUGACAGGGAGAGCAGCCUCGCAAGCCCUAGGCGACCUCCUGAAAGUUUCUGGAGUCGAAUGCGAAUCCGCUCGGAGCGUAGGCGGUUCACAGCAUUUCCACUGCAGUCACACCUCUUAGAGGGCAAGAGUGGGCAGUGGUCGGAAGCGCCUGCUCCACUGCCACACGAGCCAAGCCAACGCAAAUCGGCGCCUUCUCGGCAGGAAGCUGCAGCCCUUGGAGCGAAAUUGCAAAAGGUGGUGGAACUGACAUUUAAGGGAAUUGAGAUAUGGUUUGUAUUAGGUGCUGGGGACGGAGACCAGUCUUCCCUUCAAGCGGCGGACGCAGCUCCUACGCCAGAGAAUCUCAAGAAAGCGGGUAUUGCACCUUUGAAGAAAGGAAACAGAGCGAAGCUGAAGUCUCUCACUGUAAUGAGUUCCCCCAAAUCAUUUCAAGAUAUCUCGGCAGGGGAAGGACUCCACCAGCGAACGGAGGGGCUGCCGCUAUCAAGGACUCUGAUGCAGGUCCUGCUGACGGCUGUCAAUAGGAAGGGACUCUGCGUAGAAGAGGAGAACAUUGAAGACCGGCGAAAGCAGCAAAUUGUCGUGGGGCUUCUGGUUGCGUGCACAUUGCGGAUGCUGCAGCGGGGACCUGACGUGAAUGCCUGUGGAGAAAUUGUAGAACUAAGUGCAAUGGUAGGGUCACCGUUCCCUUGCAGUGAAUUUAUUGUGUCAAAAAAGUAUCAGGGCAUAGGAAGAGGCUCCAGUGGAGUGUGGACAGGCCAUGGUUACCAAAGGCAGCUCCCAGAAGGUCAGCAGCAACAAGAAGCACCUUUUAACAGUAAAAGCAUGAAGCAGUCUGGCUUGGCCUCACUUUUCCACGCAACAGAUACGCAUCCGCUAGACAGGCAGCAGACAAUUUUGCAAGAUGAAGGGUCGAUCGUGCUCAGUAAUUUCCCGGAUGUACUCGAGGGAUAUGGAGGGGCCCUGCUACUCCCCAAUCUCCAGCAGCGCAGUGAUUGCCUUAUAUCUGUGACAUCAUCUACGGCUACAGUAUCAGGCAUACCCGGAGGCAAAGUGAAGAUAUGCGUGACAAUUUUGGACCCUCAAGUUCACUUCUCCUUCGAGAUGUUUCAAGGGCUCGUCAGCUUAGAGACUCAGGCGAGGCUGGAACAGCUGCAGGUUGCUAAAUCGGCCGCUGCGGCAAUGACAGCAAUGAAGGCUUCGGUGGCAGCAGCGGCUGCAGCAGCAGAGGCCUCAGCUGUUUCCCUUACACAACAGCAGCCCAUCCGGGAGCAAGAUCUACAGCCUACGUUGCCUCCGGGAGCAGGCGGAACGCAGCAGGUAGCAACGUCCGACGCUAUGGGGCCGAAUGCGGACAAAUUGGGGAGAUCUGCAAACCCCACAGGGACUGAAAGAACCAGUUGUGCGUCGGAGACCCCGCGGCCCUUGCUGGGAGUGGGGGGCGCAUCAUCACCCCCUGCUGCUCCUGAGAUGGGAAUUGCGGCCUUGGGGAGCUACACGGGGCCACUACGCGUGACAAAUUAUUCAGUUUCGAUUGGGGAUCUUUCAAUGGAAGGAAGCUUGCUUCGGUUUUUGAGAGAUUAUGCGUUUUCCGUGAGAGAUGCGGUGGGGCCUGCCUCCCAACAGCGUCAAAGGCCUCUGUUUGGCUGGGUAGCGCCUGAAGGGGGGAGGGGAGCUAGGGGCUCUGAGGCGUUUGUGGAGCCUCCAAUUGUUGAAGCAAUGGAUUUAAUACGUUUGCACCAGCAACGCAGAGGUGGAGCUUUUGGAAGGGCUCUGGAAGAGUUAAGGGCAAUGUCAAGUGUCUCGCAGCAGCAGCAUGAAGAGGGGGUCUCGGUGGUGACCAGCAGUAGCGGCAGCAACAGCAGCAGUAGCAGCAGCGUAGACUCACCAGUUGCACUGACAAGAGGAUCUCUUUCCUGGAGUUUUAAGGACGGGGUGGCUCCUAGGCAACAGCAACCGAACGAGCCCUCUUCCAGUGCGCAGCAGCGGAAACUUAUUCAACAGCAAGCCUCCCUGCAGCCACAAACGCAAGCUGCGACUUUCCGGGAUGCCCGGAUCACGGCCCAGAGAGUUGACGAUGAGGAAGCAGUAGACUCACCAGAGAUGCUGCUUCUUGCAAACCUCAUGGCUGCUGGGGGCCGCAGCACAACUAAACCACAGGCGUAUGGACGGGGAACUCAACGACCAGAUGAGGGAUUUCUCCGGGAUCAAGGGCUGGUGCAGCCUGGGGAGGAGGGAUUGCGUGGGGCCCUGACGCGAAGAAAGGGCAUGGGCGUGAUGGAAAACACUCCUGCAGGGGCCCCAGGCGACGUGGGAACAUCCAUGCCGGUUUCGCUGCUGCAAGGAGUGGGUGAGGAGGACUUCAAGGAUCCUUACUGCCGUGUCAUCGGCUUCUUUUUGUCUUUGAUGAAUUUCAAACUUCCAGGGGAGACAGAGUUGGACAUAAAGGGGGAAGUAAUAAAAGGGGCGUUCGAAUUUCAUGAUGCCCAUGGGUCGCUCCUAAAAGUGAGCCUUUUAGCUUUGGAGGGCCAGGUAUACAUACAUCCCGAGCUCUGGAGCGCAGACUCCGUCAAGAACUCAGGGGGCCGUCUGGAGCUUAUGGUGUCAGGUUACGAUCCCAUGACAAACUCGCAAGAAGAGCUGCUACACCCAGUAUCUGCCUCUGUGGAGAUUCAGCGACAGUACGUGGAUGGUCAGUCUAGCCACUGGAGCCUCGUGAAUAUCCGCAGUGCGAUGGACGGAGUCUCGGUGGAUAUCACCUCCGGUCUGCUUCAGCUCGUCUAUCACAUCAUGCGAACCACCAGGGAAAUUCUGGAGGGCGCCGAAGGCAGUCUUGGCAGACACACUAGCCUAAGGGUGUACAAUGACAUACACUCGGAAGUACUUGUUAUGCACCGCCGAAGAUCAAGGGGAGAGCCCAAAGGGUGGACCUACUCGCGCAUGCAGCCAGAUGAAUGGAUUAUGACUCCUACAUCAUCUCUCUAUUUUGCGGUUCGAAAGCAGUCAGCUGCAGCAGAGGUUGCCCCCGAGAAACGCCGUUUGUGGAGACGUGGAGGUGUGCCCCACGAGAAGCUCAACGAGACUUACCCAACCUUGAGACUGGAAUCCUACGAUGAUGUCAAACGCAUUGUCGAGGGUAUCCUCCGGUUGGGAACAAGAAAUGUCGACAACGCCUGGCUCAAGUCUUACGAAGAGACGCUACUAUUUUCAUCGACUCGAAGAGCCCAAGCGCCCCUUGAAAUGCUGGUAGAUGACAUGCCAGUACUUCAUGGGGGAGGCAACUUGGGUAUGCGCUGUGGUUGGGAAGGUUUGUUGCAGCUGCUUCGUAAGGAAGUAGGAUGGUGUUGUAUGGGCCGCCUUCACGCGGACUACUCCAAUUGCAGAGCUUACUUCUUGCAAAAUGCGGGCUUCAAGGUAUUAGUAGAGCCAGUAGUUGACCGGAGGAGUGGCACAUGGAGUCUUGCAGUGGGAAGCUGCGUCCAGCUAGCCAACGCAUGCUCCAUGACCUUGCGAGUUUACGUGGGCCGAGCGAAGAGGAACUGGGGUGGCUUGGCAAUAUCUUGUUUCGCGGCGAGUGUAACGGGCGAAACUCGCGUCUCUUCGGCCCACGAAGAGUACAUAGACAUUCUUCCUGGCUGCCGCCGCUCGGUGCCACUGUCCUGGUUUGGAAACGGAACUGUCCCUUCAUUGGCUGCCCUUUUGCACACAGAGGGGGGAGGCGAGGCUCAGGAAAGACGCGGGGAGCCCGAAAUCCCCCCGGUUCCUUUCCCUGCCCUUUACAAGCUUACCAACAAAACAGGAUAUACCCAACCUCGCAGGCUCGACAUACCGCCCUUCACUUUACGCUUGCGUGGCUCCUUGAUGCUGUAUGGGAUGGUUGACACGACGGAUGUACCUACAUCUGAGGCGUCUCGAAUAGCCCAGCGUUACGUCAUCAAGCUGGAACCAAUGCUUAGUAUCAAGAACACGCUUCCUUUCCCCAUCACAGUUUCUGUCUCUCUGAGAAAUAUUGGAGACAGCCGCCAUUCCCACGAGCCACAGCCGGGUGCAGGAGCCCCGAUGGCUACUGCUGCUGCAGGGUCCCCAGCAGCAACCGACACCUACGCACUUGCUUCAACGGGAGAGCCAGGGAAGCCUUUAAGGUACGCCUUUGGGAACCCGCAAGCUGAGCUUUUGGCCGAGCUGGAGACCCGAAAGAGACAAAAGGAGGAGGCGCAGCAACAGAAGUCAAGAGGAACGGCUGCUAAGCUUGUGGCAGACAGUUUCGUCGAGGCGACCAUCCCCUCCCAUCAGAGCUGGGGUCUGCCGGUGGGUGAGCAAAGACUGUGGCUCGUGCUGCGGGUUCAUGGGGCCCCACUUGAGCAGUUUAACACCCAGCUCGAAGCAUUCCACCCUACCGAUGGCAGGCCAUUGGGUCCUUUGGAGCUGCAGUUGCUGGCGUCUGCUGCUUCUCGCGGAGCGUCUCGGCUAAGUGGUGCAGCUUGGCUGCUGCAACAAGAGAACCUGGAAGGCGUUUUGAGCCAGGCAGCAGCGAACGGGAUGUCGUCGGGCCUUGGAGUUGGAGAAGAGAAGCAGAAAAAGCGCAAGAAUUACCGGCAACAGCAACAGCAGCAGCACCAGCAGCCGACUACUGUGUAUGAGUCCCAAGGAUUUGCUGUGUUACUGCCAACACAAGACACCUUAACCGUUUCAAAGGUGCUGCAGCUGAAAAACGGCCGCGGAGAGUCUUUGCUGCCUCCUGGAGCUCUCAAGCUCGUGAAGGCUGAGGCAAUGAACCAGCGAAGAGGAAAGCGACUGCCUCCUCUUUUCUCUGAAAUGCAGUUGGCCGCCGAUGUCAGCAGGAGGCAAAUCACGGUGUUUGCCCCGUACUUUUUUGAAAAUCUAACAGAAGCCGCCUUGUCAGUAAAUGGAGCCCUUGUCCCCAGCCGCUGCCGACUCUAUACCACAGAGGAAGACAUGCGGGCUGCCUCUAUUCGAGCCUACAGAAUAGACCAGCUGGCCGACCGGGUCUUGCAGUCCUCUCUCAGCAGGAAGCAGGACCUCUCAGGCAUAUCUACUGCCAGGCCACCACUGGUACUUAAGUUGGCGACACUGCGGAAACAGCGGUACCUUCGUUUUGGCUGGGGGUAUCGUGUGGCGUCUGCUACGAGAGAGGAGCAGCGCCAAAGCAACGAGCUUCCGAGUGGAGGUGGAGGCUCGGUGGACUCAGUCACUUCUUCUCUCAAUCACGGGGAGGCGGAGAGACAGCAGACACUGGGAGGGGCGUCUGACGUCCAUAGAGACGUGUCAAGGGGAGAGUCUCCAGUUCUGAAGGCCGCAGCGUCUUCGACAGACUCCUUCGUCGAUGACGACACCUUGGGACAUCUGCCGAGCGAGAGCCGCAGGCGUUUUGGACAGAAAGGGCCUGCGGGGUCCUUUGGCGUGCCGCGCUCUCACUCUGACAUCAUGAGCACUGGGGGUGAUUCUGAAGACAGGGGUUUCCUGGGAGUUCGCCGGGCCAGGACCUUUAGGGUCUCGGUGCAGCGUAGGGUCCGCAAACUUGGAAGGGGACGCUCGUUUCUCCUCCAUAAAAAUGUUCCUGAUAACACGUUUGACUUGAGGGACACUGACAGUACCGAGAAGGACGCUAUUUUUCCAGGGGAUGCUACAGAUAUUUCCGCCCCACCUACGUUGGGAGGGACGGCCACUGCGACCCCGCAAGACCCCGUGCGCAGCAGCAAUGGCAACGCGCCUUCAACUCUCGUGCUGGGCCUUUGCACUCGCUACGGAGAAGCCCCUUACUCUACCACGAAAAUCGUCAGUGUCAUUCCCCGAUACGUGUUCAUCUCACGCCUGCCGUUUUCUGUGGUGGUGCGGGAAGUACGCAGUCGGAGCCGAGUUCUGGGAGGGGCGAUGGGAGGGCGGCAGAAAGUGAGCCCUUGCGAGCUCUCUCUGUUAGCAGGGGAGACGAAGGCGUUCCAUGGGGUAGAACCCCGCGUGCUACUGACACAGGCAGAAAGGAGCUUGGUGUCAUGCUCGUUUUCGCUGGUGCCUGCCCAUGUGCCUUCCUUCUUUCAAGUUGAGCUGACCCCGCGGGGAGGUGGCACCCAGGUGUACCUCCCUGAGCACUGUCCUAUAGUGCAGGUCUCCAUCGUUUCAGGCCUAUUUGGAGAUGUUCCUGCGUUACCGUACACUUACAAUGGCAGCUUCAUUGUACUAUCACUGCCGGAAAACCCUCAGUUUGCCAUCCUCAACCUCAGCAGCUAUUUCCUUGCUCACGCACCUGCAGAACGCAGCCGGCGCACACAACAAAACCAGCUGCGAGAUGAUGCCUUUGCCAUUCCCGUGACUAGCGGAUCUCAGACGAAGACCACAGCGAAGAAGGGACGCGAUGAAUCAGAUGCCAAUCUCCGCUUGAUCCCACCGUGGGGCUCUGUGCCUUUCAUUCCGCCCUACCACAAGAACCUGGAAAAUUCGCGGGUGCGCCUAAGGGUACUCGACGUGGAGCACUGUCCCUGGUCUGUAUACAGCUUGGCAUCAGUUGACGAGGACCUGCAGACUAUUGAGUUCGUGCCUCACCAGCAGCCGCAGGGGUCCGCCCCCACGGGCGCCUUCUUGGGGGUUUCCACUAGCCCACCCAUGCAGCCAGGGUCCCCGCGCUCAGUUGACGCAGCGUCUACGCGCAAGGCCCCGUUUUUGCAGCGACUGCCCACCAAGACCCUUGUCAGUGCAGCGUCAGCUGCUGCAGCAGCUGCUGCAGCUGCUGUGGGAAACAACAGCAGCGCCCUCACUUGCAACUUUAGGGCAGGGGCAGCGGGAGGAGGCCGGGGCGUUUCUAUCGAAGGAAAUCUUGACACCGAGGAAGACCAAUUCGCCCAAGACGCAGACACGCGCAGCCUCAUGCGCCCCCAGACUCCUCGCGGAGGCCAGUCUUCGACUGGGGCCAACAAGGAGAGGCAGACGGCCACGCUUUACGUCUUUUCAUUAGUCGCUGCAAAUGGCAGCCGCAUUCUCAUUAUAACCGAAUCUCCUGAGGUGGCAGAGAAAAUGCGCGCAGGCGGCGCAGCCUUUGACAUGAUCAGGGAAGAGUUCAUGAGGAAGAGCGGUAAGCACGACGGCGGCGCAGUUGCUGCUGCUGCUGCUGCGGGGCUGUACGACCCAACAACUGCAUCAGCAGCCGCAAGCGCCACAGCGUCAAAAACAGCAGCAGAUAGCAGUGGCACUGCCACAGGGAGGCCCAAAGCUGCAGGGGCUUUAUCAGGAGAUGCCCAAUCGCCCGAGUCUCCCAGUAUAUAUACGAAGGACGCCAUAAUUUCCCAGGACCGCGGCUCGCUGCUGCACGGAAAACAGCAGCAGAGGCCUCCGCCUUGGCUGGGAUUGUCUUUCGAAUUUCGUCUCCCCCGUUUAACCGUCACUUGGAUUCACCAAAGUGAAGUAGUACUGGCGCUGCACCUGACGGGCCUCUCGCUCUCGGGCUCUGUCAAUCCACGACAACUAGAUGUUUUUCUCGAGGCUGUUCCUUUAGAGCGAGUCUUGCAGCAGGUCCGCAUGCACUCGCUGCCCGCAGGGUCUGGGGAGGUCGGGGAAGCCCCUCAGGGCUCUCCUAGGGCAGCCCGCCAGCCCGCUGCGUCGAAUAGCUCUGUAGGUGAGCAGGGCCCCUGUUUCAAAGUUCCGGGAAGCGAUGAGUCUGCUUCCCUUAGCGGGAGCAGCAGGAGUUUGACUGCUGGAGACGCAGAAGGCAACGAGGGAGAGGCUCAGCCUGGCGACUUGGGGUCGCCCCCUCUGCAGCGUCACGUGGAGGAGGACUAUGGGCUGCUGGUGAUGACGCGAAGUGCAGUAACUCUUUCUGCGCGGAUCGCAAUGUUACACGUGGACCAUUUCGUCAAGGGAGACAUCCCUGUCAUACUGAAAAACACGGCGUCCAAGUACGGAAAGGAAACAGAAGAGUUCCUAGAGGUUGCCGUCGUCAGGUCUCUUGUGGACCCCCGACAGGCUCCCACUUACGAGCUCUUGGAAGUGCGCAUCAGUCCCUUCAGCGCCAACAUCGAGCUGCUCGUUAUUGAGCAGCUCAUAAGCAUAUACGAAAAAGAAGUGGAAAUGCUGCACAAGUUCGCCCUUGCAGCUCCACAGAAACCGCCAGCCCUGCAAACGGCGCUAAAGUGCAGCGUCGCUGCUGACGCCCUGCGGCAGCUGGCGGUGCUGAAGAUUCUUGAGGAGAAUCGCCAGGAGCAGGUGAUGGUUGCGGAGACAACAGCAGGAAAUGCUUCGGCAGCUGUUCCUUCUUUGGGGGGUGCAGCCGCAGAGGCUGGAGGAGGCCCCCCAGGCACUGGGGCUGCUGCUGCUGCUGCUGCAGCCUUCUUGGUGCACCCUUUGGCCAUGGACCUCACCCACUCCAGCAUGCACAGCCUCUCGCUGGCGCCGCUGUCGCUGGACAAGCUGAGGCCAGCCACCAGUUCAGCAGGAGGGUACCUGUCUUCUGUUUCUGGAGAUGCAACGACGGGGGAGACUCACAGCGGGGACCCAUUCAACGAGAUGCUGCUGCGGGAGCCCAUCUCUAUGCAGUUUUACGCCACCCCACGGGUGUACAUAAACCCCCCGUCUUCGCAUGUGCUGGUCUUGCCGAACCCGAGGUGGAUGGAGCUGCACCGGGCGAGUCCCGUGUACAUAAAGAACCUGACCAUCAGCACUCUGUCUCUCACUGUGUCCAUUCGCACUUCGGAGCACCGAAUAUCUCGCCAGGUGCUGCACAUAGUCGACGCCCUGCCUCUGGACACUCCUUACAUGACCAUUCAAAUAGCCCGGGAAAGGCGGAAGUUCACUGUCUGCUCCUGGCACGAGCUGAUCCACUCUCUGCGCAACUCUUACCUGCGGCAGUUCAUCCGGCAAUCCCUGCCUUCGGCGUGGAUCAGCAAUCCGUGUGCAUUUGUGGUGGGCUUUAUAAGGGGCACCAGUGCCCUCUGUCGGCAAACAGUGAAGGGCGCGAAGACCAACCGCAACAGCUUUGAGGGGCUCAUGAUGGGCUUCCGCAUCGGCUUUAUUCUCUUUAUCAUUUACACCAUGGGAGGCGUCAUGCAGUCUUUGUCGCAUGUCCUCAACAUCCUGCACAAGCUCAUGAGGGGCUCCAGGCCCAGGCCCUACGGCGUGCUUGACGCGUUCUGGAAAGGACUCAACGGAUUCAUUUUAGACACUUUCUGGAGGCCUUGGGUUGCUGUUGUUACAGAACCAACCGCCAGUGUCACCAGAGGCGACAGCUGGUGGAAGACGACGGCGAUUCUGAUUGCCUGUUGCGUGCGUUGCUUGAUUUCUCCUUUAUUCGGCCUUUCGAACUUCUUGGCCUCUGUGGCGGAGGGUUUCGCAAACACGUUAAUAGGCGACUUCGAACAAUUUACUCGGGUGCAGGAACGGGCAGACUUAGACAAAAAACAUAGACACCCUUCGCCUUCCAGCGCAAUGAACGCUGGAGGCGGCUUCCACCGGGGCCUCCAAGGGCACAAGGGAGGUGACCCAGGGGGCACAGGGCUGGGUAGUCGUUUCCGCAGAGCCAAAAGGCAUGCUGCCGGCAAACACAAAGCACGUGGAAAUGCAGAGGGAACGAGAACUGCUGCGGGAGGGGUCGCCAAUGGCUCCAUUCUUGCGGGGAAGCAGAGGGCAGGCAGCAGCUUCUCUGGUGCCUUCAGGCGUCCCUCUUCAAAACAAGUGACCUUUGCUGUUUAA
This is a messenger RNA of Eimeria necatrix, 22749 nucleotides long. RefSeq lists its product as hypothetical. NCBI's taxonomy places the organism in Eukaryota, Apicomplexa, Conoidasida, Eucoccidiorida, Eimeriidae. Gene Ontology annotation, biological process: dephosphorylation. The coding region runs from base 1 to 22749 and encodes 7582 amino acids. Gene Ontology annotation, molecular function: phosphatase activity. The record is from RefSeq and is a predicted model, not a curated record. The transcript is spliced from 37 exons.